Molecule: messenger RNA, 960 nt
Organism: Miscanthus lutarioriparius
Lineage: Eukaryota; Viridiplantae; Streptophyta; Magnoliopsida; Poales; Poaceae
Source: the annotation of a GenBank genome assembly
AUGACCAUGAGCUCCACAGCACGUCUCGUCGUCAUCUCGCUGGUCUACUUGAUGGUCGGCGGCACCAGCCGUGGUGCCCUCCGCGCGUCCUGCCUCUCCUUCGACUUCGACUUCGACUUCUCCAACGCCUCCACGUUCAGCCUCGCGGACUUCACGACCGCGGGCGCCGCCGCAUUCCACGGCCAACUCUUCGACCUCACGGCGAACGCGUACAGGGCUGGCCUCUCCUUCAGCGUGGGCAGGGUAGCGUACGCGCACCCGGUGCCGCUUCGGGACAAGGCGACGGGGCAGGUGGCCAGCUUCACCACCGCCUUCUCCUUCGCCAUCAACAUCACCGACAUGAACAACAAGGGCGACGGCAUGGCCUUCUUCCUCGGCCACUACCCGUCGGCGCUGCCGCCCAACUCGGAGGGCGGCGCCCUUGGGCUUUGCAGUCCCGACUACUGCCUCAACCGGACCGUCGGCCUUAGCCAGGAGGACAGGUUCGUGGCCGUGGAGUUCGACACGUUCAACGACAGCUGGGAUCCGAACGUGACCUACGACCACAUGGGCAUCGACGUGAACUCGAUCCUGUCCGUGGCCACCAUCACGCUGCCGAGCUUCAGCCUCAACGGGCAGAUGAGCGCGCGGGUGGACUACAACGGCAGCACCAACGUGAUGGACGUCCAGCUGAGGUUCGACCACAGCCCCAAGUUCGGCGACGCGACACCGACCUUCAACGUCAGUGCCAAGGUUGAUCUCGGCACGUCGCUGCCGGAGCAGGUGGCCAUCGGGUUCUCGGCGGCAACUGGCUCGUCCAUUGAGCUGCACCAGCUGCUCUCUUGGUCCUUCAGCUUGGUAGCUCCUUGGAGCUCACCCGGCCCAGGCUCGAGCACAGGUUUGUUCUUAACCGCAACUGAUAUAUCCUUGUUACCGACGAUGCAACAACGUAUUACACUUACGCCAUCAUCAACCACCUGA